Molecule: messenger RNA, 5177 nt
Organism: Dermatophagoides farinae (American house dust mite)
Lineage: Eukaryota; Metazoa; Arthropoda; Arachnida; Sarcoptiformes; Pyroglyphidae
Gene: pds5
Product: cohesin associated factor B pds5
Biological process (GO): DNA repair; mitotic sister chromatid cohesion
Cellular component (GO): nucleus; chromatin
Source: RefSeq, a predicted model, not a curated record
AGCACUCGUAAAAAAUCGUCGUUGUAUAUGUGCACAAAGUUUGAGUUUUAUUAGAAAAAAAAGUAAAACAUUUUUUGUGUGUGUGUAUUCCACAUUAUAGAAAUUAAUGGAUCAAGAUCUAUUGAUAAAAUUAAUUCAGAUUUUUAUUUGAAAAUCAUCAAAUAUCAAAAUUAUUCUCUUCAGAUAUACUCGUAACGGAAUAUAUAUAUAUCUGACACGAUUACGAUUAUUUACAGAACACAAUGUCAGCCGCAUUACGUAGUAGUACAUCGGACAUCAAAUAUCCUUCGGGAUGUCGUGAGAUUACCGAAGAAUUAGCUACCGAUGAUCUUAUUCGAAGGCUCAAGGAUAUUGCCAUGGCAUUUCAACAGAUGUCACAGGAAGAGAAUAAUAAAAUCUACAUUCCAUUGGCAUUAUAUCUGGCCACUGACUUUUUUCUUGAACAUCCAUCUCGUGAUGUUCGAUUGUUGGUUGCCUGUUCCAUUGCUGAUGUAUUUCGAGUGUUUGCACCGAAUGCUCCAUAUGAUCGAGCCGAUAUAAUCAAAAGAAUAUUCAUGUUUUUCAUUCAACAAUUGAAAGGAUUACAGGAUCCAAAAGAUGCUACAUUUAAACGUUAUUUCUAUCUUCUCGAAAAUCUUGCCUGGGUUAAAUCAUUCAACAUAUGUAUCGAAUUGGAAGAUUCACAACAAAUUUUCUGUGAAUUAUUUUCACUAAUGUUCAAGAUUGUCAAUGAAAAUCAUAGUGAAAAAGUGAAAAAUUUCAUGCUAGACGUAUUGAAACCAUUGAUAAUUGAAUCGGAUACAGUAUCGUCGAAAUUAUUGCAAAUUAUAUUGAUGCAAAUUAUUGAUCCGAAAAAAUCGGCCAACAAACAAGCAUAUUGGUUAGCAUCACAAAUUCUUGAUAAAACCAGUAGUACAUUGGAACCAUAUAUAUCGUCAUUUUUUUCCAAAGCCAUUACACGUGGUUGGAACGAAAACGGUAAUGUUUCAGAUGGUGAAAAUGAUGACGAAGAAAUGAAUGAAUUGAAACAAAAAUUCCGUAAGAAUAAAUCCAAUUCAAAUUCGAUUGAAGUAUCACAGAUAUGUGAUUUAAUUUAUGAAUUAAAUCAAAUCUGUCCAAAUAUUGUCAAAGGUCUUUUGCCACAUAUUGAAUUUAAAUUGAAAACAAAUGAAGAAAAAGAACGUUGUGAAUACACUAAACUUUUGGCCCGAUUAUUCUCUGACCGAAAUUCUGAUUUGGCUCAAAAAUUUCCUGAAGCUUGGAAACAAUUUCUUGGACGUUUUCGAGAUAUCAGUGUUUCCGUACGGGUUCGUUGCUGUCAAUACUCUAUGCAUUUUCUUGUUAAUCAUAAAGAAUUACGACAAGAUAUAACUGAACAAUUGAAACAACGACAACAUGAUACUGAUGAAAAUGUUCGCUAUGAAGUAGUCAUGGCCAUUGUUAGUGCAGGAAAAAAAAGCAUUGAUAAUAUCAAUGAAGAUUUACUUGGUUUUGUCAAAGAACGUACUUUGGAUAAAAAAUUUAAAAUUCGUCGUGAAGCUUUGUUGGGCAUGGCACAGCUAUAUAAACAAUAUAAUUAUCAUCUAUCCACAUCGGCUGCUGUUGCUAAUCAAACAGAUCCUGAAUCUACUGAAGCUGCUCAGGCUUCAUUACGAAUGUUGAGCUGGAUCAAGAAUAAAUGUAUGCACAAUUAUUAUCAAGCACAAUUGGAAGAUAAAUUAUUGGUCGAAAGAAUUGUACACACUUGUUUGGUACCAUUUUCAUUGAAUCUUUCACAACGAAUGAAAGCAUUGUACAUGUUUUAUUGUUCUAUUGAUGUUCGUGCUGCACGUGCAUUCAAUGAACUACUUCGUCAACAACAGGCUGUUCGUCGUCAAAUGAAAGAUGUAAUGGACAUCAUAUGUCGAACAGAAAAAAUUGAAGAUAAAGAUAUGAUAUUGAAACAAAAAGUUGCAUUGGUAGCCAAAAAUCUUACCGAACCUGUCAAAGCAGAAGAAUAUAUAAAUAAAUUAUGUCAGAAUCUUGAAACAAACAUUACAGCUAAACAACACAUGAACAUGAUCGUUACAUCGGCUUCAUUUGUACAAUUGACUGAAGAUGGAAAAUAUGUACCGCCAGCAUCAUCAGCGACAAUCGAAAAUUCCGUCCGUGAGAUACUCAAAUCGCUUGGAUUUCCCGUUCAGACUAAUUCAUUCUAUAUGAUUAUCAAACAAUUAAUGGAACGUAUUGCACCGAUCAUGAUUGAUCAUCAAGGACUGUUGAUGAUAUUCAACUAUGUUUCCGAUUCAUUGAUUGGUGACGGAGAAUUGGAUGGUCAAAUGGGUCUGCAUAAUUCGGCUAUUCGUGGAUUACAACUUAUUGAAAUUUUAUCAGUCGUUUUUCCUCCUUUAUUCUGUGGUCGUGAUAUAUUCAAUACUUAUCUAUUGCCAUUUUUAUGGCAAUGUGGCGGUUAUCCUGAAGUUGCAGAAAUUGUUUUACAAAUUUUGACCAAUAUCGGUUCAACAGCUUUUUCUGAUUCCGAUACAAUGGAAAAUACAAUCAUUCCUUGGUGGGCAGAAAAUGAAGAUUUUGUCACACGUUUGAUUGAUAAAUUUAUUCUUAAUGCCUCGACAACAAAACAGGCAAAAUAUGCCAUCAAAUGUUUGAAUGCCAUCAUAUUGGAUGACAAUGAAAAGAUUAAAAUCUAUGGCGAUAUUAUCGAUAAAAUUAAAGAAGCUGGCCUCUCAUUAGAAUCUACACCAUAUUUUCGUUUCCAUUUGGUUGCACUCGGUAUGAUCGCUGUGAAUGGUGGCCAUUUAUUUUUUCCGAAAAUGUUACGUUCAAUUGUACAGAAAUUCAUUGUACAAGGAUUAUUACUCAAAGAUAUACGUACACAAUUGGAAAUUGAAACAUUACAAAAAUCUGAAAACGAAAAAGAACAUAGUAAUGAUCUGAAUACAAUCUAUGAAUUUCUAAGCGAUGAAGUGAAAGCUAAACAUGAAGGUAUCAAAUUAUUGGUUCGAUGGAUUUUUGGAUUGAAAUUGAAUUCCAUUUUGGUUAUACAAGAGAGUCAAGCUGAAGCAAACAGUACCUAUCAGAAAGCUGCAUCCAAUGCUUUUCAAUUGUUAAAGACAAUCAUUAAAACUGAUGGUGAUUUGAAUGAAAAUGACCAUGCCGGUACUGUUCUGGAGAAGGCAUUUCUUAAACUUACCGCUGCAUUGGCCAUGAUAAAGAUUGCCUCUAAUGAUGCUCAUUCAUCAGUAUCAUCGAAUAAUGAACCAGUUUUCCAAAAAUCAUCAACAUUGGAUAUAAUGUCCGUUCAUCAAUGGCAUUGUUUGGCAACGGUUUUACUUGAUUCACAAGAAUUUGUCCGCGAAAAGUUCCUAAGCAAAUUGAACAAAAGCCUUAUGUCGUUGAAUUUGGGAUUGGAAUUUUUGGCCUAUUUUUCAUUAGGUGGCAUGUUUGAAAAUAAUGCAUUCAGGAAUAAAAUGAAAACCUUUAUACAUUUAAAUAUGAUCAAACGGCGUGAUAUCGUCAAAACACGAAUGACACCAAAUCUGAAAAGUGUUGUACCGGAAUGUGUCAUGCCAUUUGUCAUACAUCUAUUGGCUAAUAUGCCAUUCUACACUCAGCAUGAUGAUAUUGAUCAAUUGGAAAAAAUUAAAGAAUGUCUUUGGUUUAUCUUGGAACCAUUGGUAUUGAAAAAUGAACUUUAUUCGUUUUCAUUUUUCAAGAAAACAUUUGAAAAUAUCAAACAAUGUGUAGAUCGUGUGACUGCAUCACAGAUGAAAACAUCGAAUAAUGAUCCUAAUAUUGUUAAAAUGGCCACAAUUGUCAAUCAUAAAAUUUAUUCAGUAUCUGAUUUGGCUAUGGGCCUAGUCAUAUGUAAAACGCAAAAUUUUUUGCUCAAAGAAUUUCCUGUACCACCUAGUUUACCUGGAAAAUAUUUUACAGCAUCGUCAAACGCUGUUAAUGUAACGAAAAAUUAUCUACCGGUUGAAAUGCAAUUUCAACCACCGAAACGUUGUGGCCUUGAAACAGAAAUGUUGGGCCGUAUAACGAAAUCAUUUUCACAGUCAAAUGCUGGUAAAAAUAAAAAAAGUGGUAAACAAACGAAGAAUCAACAACAACAACAACAACAACAACAACAUUCAAUAAUAAAUAAUGAUAAUCUUAUCGAUGAUUCAAGUUUAGUCGAUCAAAAUGAUAAUUCAAAUAAUUCAUUGAUACAACAACAACAAUCAAAUACGACUGGUGCUAGAACACGAAAACAACAGAUUGUAAUGUGUUCAGAUAAUGAAAAUGAUUCCAAUCAAUCGGCACCAUCAACAAGUAAUGCAGUUAAUAAUAAUAAUGAUAAUAAUGAUGAUAAUGAUGAUGAUAAUAACGAAACGACCAACAACAAUGAUGCUAAUGAUGAUAAUGAAAAAGAUCAGACAACUGAACAAACGUUGAAUAAUGAAAAAUCGGAAUAUGAUUUCGAUGAUGGUGAUGAUGACCAACAGCAAGAAAUUAAUCGAAAUUCUGAAUCUAAUGCUGAUUCUGCCGCCACUUUUGGUCAAAAACGUGGUCGUGGUCGGCCGCCAUCGAAACCAACAACCUCAUCAACUAUGGCAGUGAAUAAAACCGAUACCGCCACCAGUCAAGCAGCAGCAGCAUCAUCACCAUCAAAUCGCGAUGGAUCACCACCACGUAAAUCAGCUCGUAUAGCUCACAAAUCACCUCGUCGAUCACCAUCUCCUGAACUUGAAUCAGCUGAAUUAUCUUCAUCUUCCAUGACCGUUGCGACAAAAUCAAGUGUUAAUACACCAAUGCCUCAAGCAACAUCAACUCCUAUUGCUACUCGACAUACAACACGUACAAGUGGCCGUUUGGUUGGUAAAAAAUAACCACAAACAAAUUGUACUCCGAAAUAUAAGUCAUCAUCAACAUCAUCAUCAUUGAAUCAUCCAUUAAUUUUUUUAUAGCAAAAAAAAAUUGAUUAUUGGUAGCAACAACAACAACAAACUUUUCCUAAUCAUAUAUGAUGGAAUCAGCAGCCAAAUUAAUUCGUAAAAUUCUUUUCAUUAUUAUUCAUCCACACACCACCACCAUCACUCUAUAUAUAUAAAUACAUUUUUGCUCUGUUUUCAAGUCAUUAAUGUUGAUCAAUUUAUAAUCAUCGAGUUUUUUUUUACCAUCUGGAAAAAAAAUGAAUG